AUGUCCUCCUCCGGCAGCCUCAACAUGGCCGACUCCCCACAGCUGUCCACGCUGGCCGACCAGCAGCCAUGUUGUCCGUGUGCGACUCCCUGCUCAUGUACUCACCCGGUCACAUCUAAAGUACUGACCAGAGAAAGAUGCGUCAUGACGUCACUAGGGGGCGGGGUCUGGAACGAUGCAGUCACACAGUACGACGAGGAUUGA
Molecule: messenger RNA, 204 nt
Organism: Knipowitschia caucasica
Lineage: Eukaryota; Metazoa; Chordata; Actinopteri; Gobiiformes; Gobiidae
Source: the annotation of a GenBank genome assembly